This is a messenger RNA of Aspergillus saccharolyticus JOP 1030-1, 6119 nucleotides long. RefSeq lists its product as uncharacterized. Gene Ontology annotation, biological process: rRNA processing. The transcript is spliced from 5 exons. Gene Ontology annotation, molecular function: RNA binding. Lineage: Eukaryota; Fungi; Ascomycota; Eurotiomycetes; Eurotiales; Aspergillaceae. The record is from RefSeq and is a predicted model, not a curated record. Bases 151 to 5991 code for a protein of 1946 amino acids. Gene Ontology annotation, cellular component: nucleus.
CUUCAGGGAAUCACAACCCUGCUGCCUCAUUUACGCACAGUUUUGACUUCUGACUCCUCCUUCCUACAUUCUUACUCAUUCACUGGUUGCACAUUCUUUCUUAUUGCAUUGACUUAAGUGCCAUUCAACACCGAACAAGACAAAACCACAAUGCCCGACAAAAAGAAAAGCAAAAAGUCCGCCGGCGGAGGCAAGACCGAUGCCCCGGUUAUCACCGACUCCCGUUUCGCCAAUAUCCAGAAUGAUCCCCGCUACCGCCUCCCCAGCAAACGCCACACGCAUGUCAAGCUCGAUAAGCGGUUCGCGCACAUGCUGCGCGACAAGGACUUCUCGCGCAACGCUGCGGUCGACCGGUACGGCCGGAAGCUGGCGCGGGAUGAUACGAAGAAGCAGCUCGAGCGGUUCUAUCGGUUGGAGGAUGAGGAUGAGGCGGAGGGCUCGGAAGGUUCUGAUAACGAGGCAGCGGAGGUCGAGGGCAGCGUGGCCGAUGAUGAGGAGGUGUUGGCGGAGCUGAGGCGGGCGGAUGCGUACGAUCCCGCUCGGGACGGAGGGUUUGAGUCGUCGUCUUCGGAGGAGGAGAGCGAUAGUGAUGAGGAGGAUGAGGAGGAGAGUGCCGCGGACGGGGCAGAGGAGGAUGGGAUGCUCGGCGGUGAGGAGUUGGAGUUCCCGGAUAAGCAGCAGCGCGAUGUGCCUACGGGCGAGGUCACGGAUCGCAUCGCCGUGGUGAACCUCGACUGGGAUAAUAUCCGCGCCGAGGAUCUCAUGGCGGUGUUUUCGAGCUUCGUGCCCGCCGGCGGGCGGGUGUUGAAGGUUUCGGUCUAUCCGAGUGAGUUUGGCAAGGAGCGCAUGGAGCGCGAGGAGAUUGAGGGGCCGCCUAAGGAGAUCUUCGCCAGUGCCGGGGACGACGACGAUGGAUUUGAAGGAUUUGAGGACGAGGAUGCGGAGUUCGAUUCCGACGAGGAGGAGGAGAAGAUUAAAAAGUCCAUGCUCAAGGAGGAUAAGGGCGAGGAGUUCAACUCCACCAAGCUCCGCAAGUACCAGCUCGAGCGUCUACGCUACUUCUACGCCAUCUUAACCUUUUCCUCCCGCGAGGUCGCCAAGCAUGUCUACGACCUCGUUGACGGCGCUGAGUAUCUGUCCAGCGCCAACUUCUUCGACCUCCGCUUCGUGCCCGAUGAGACCGAUUUCGACGACGAUAGACCCCGCGACGAGUGCAAGCGCAUCCCCGACGGCUACCAGCCCAACGAGUUCGUCACCGACGCUUUGCAGCACAGUAAGGUCAAGCUGACCUGGGAUAUGGAGGACAAGUCGCGCAAGGAAGCCCAGGCCCGGGCGUUCCGCGGCAGUCGCAAGGAUAUCGACGAGAAUGACCUGAAAGCUUAUCUUGCGAGCGACAGCUCCGAUGACGAGGAGGAGGAAGAGGAGGGUGGUGUCGAGAUUAUGGACGCUACGCAGGGUGACGGUGCCAGCAAGAAUGUUUCCAAGAAGGAGGAGGAGAGACAGCGCAUGCGUGCCUUGCUCGGGCUGAGCGCGGAACCCACCAAAUCGACCAAGUCCGACGGCCCAGUCGGUGAAAUGGAAGUGACCUUUACCUCCGGACUUGCGGGCGAGCCGGCCCGCGACAGCAUCUUCGAAAACGAACCGCAGAUCGAGGAGACUACGAUCGAGCGGUACAUCCGCAAGGAACGCGAGAGGAAGAAGCGCAGAAAGGAGAAACUCAAGGCGAGCAAGCAGGGCAACGAUCCUGAGGCAAGUGAUGCGGAGAAGGACGAUACCAAGCCGUCUGCCCAGGAGCAGCCCCCACAGGAAGACUUGGGCUUCGACGAUCCUUUCUUCGACGACCCGGAUCCCAAGGCCACCGCUGCUGCUCGUCGCAAGGAGGAGAAGCGCAAGAGACGGGAAGAGCGUGCGGCCGAGGAAGCCGCCGCCGCCGCUAAGCGCGCGGAGCUGGAGCUGCUUAUGGUGGACGACAACAACGCCAAGGGCAUGAAGCACUUUGACAUGACCGAGAUCGAGAAGGCGGAGAAGCAGGCUCGUAAGAAGGGCAAGAAGGGCAAGGGCAAGAGCAAGCAGGUCGAGCCCGUGGCGGAUGACUUCAAGAUGGAGGUUAACGAUCCCCGUUUCUCGCGACUCUUUGAGAGCCACGAGUUCGCGAUCGAUCCCACCAACCCCAAGUUCAAGCCCACUUCCGGCAUGAAGGCCCUACUGGAGGAAGGUCGCAAGCGUCGGCGCACCCGGGACGACCAGGCGGAUGAGGUGCCCAGCUACCAGGAUCGGACAAAGAAGCAGAAGAAGCAGGUUUCCAGAGACGCGGGGUCGGACGAUUUGAAGAAGCUGGUGGAUCAGGUGAAGCUAGUAGACUAUCACAUCACUUGUACGGCCACUCUCAAUCCCACGGCAUACUCCGCCAAGAAUCCACAGCCACUGGAAUCGGUCACAGAGGAGGAACAUACAUCGGGCCUGCUUUAUCCCGACGCGAGUCUACUUCGCCGCCCCAAUUCACACGCCUACCCCCUGCAUACAGCCUUCAAUUCUCCAAAUACCUCGACGGCCGGUGGCUACGAUGACCGCGGCGGCGGCGUGGAGUUGGACCACCUGAAAGAUUUCCGUGUGAUUAUCGCUCAGAACGCGCUCGGAGAUCGGGAUGCCUGUGUGUUGCUGGACACUCGGGCCACUCCGCACGGACAAGGUUCGCACGGGCUGGGACUAGAGCCACAGGUGUUUGAGAAUACGGGGACCCGGCAUGCCCGCACGCUCUCAACCUUGACCCGCGGCCCGCGGCGGACCUACCUGCCUCAGUCGUCGGUGGUGGAAUCAAGCCCCUUGUCGGCCGCCGCAGAAACACGUCGCUCUCCGCCCAUGUCUUCCGGCGCAUUUAUGCGGGCACGGGUCCGUAGCUCGACGAUGGCACCGGGGGGAGGCUUCUCGGAAAGUGCCCAUGCCCGUGGGGCGACGGAUUCGAACGACUCCGGCUUGCUGAAUUGCAUCUUUGGAAGCAGUGCCUUCAGCUACAAGGGCUCCUCCACCAAGAUGCAUAUUAUAUCGGCCGAUGAUGAACCGAGUCAAACCUCGCCCGCCUCGCCCGCCGCACGCAGUUCGCUGUCUCGAGCCUACACUACGGGGAGUUCCACGGCAUUCGGGCGCGCUGAUCGGGGCAAUGAUUCCAGACCCCCUGCCAAGGUUACUAUCCUGUUGACGCGAAUGUUCAGUGUUCACCUGCCUGAAGGCGGAGAUGCUGAUUCCCCCCCGGAUAGACCUGACUUGUCGUCAUCGGUCACCGACCCGCUCCCGAGCCCCGGGUUCCCGUUCCCAGACGUCUCAAAGCGCAAGAAAGUGAAGGAGAAGAAGACACCGAUGUAUGCCGUUGCUAUCACGAUCCAGAUCCCGCUUCUAUCCCGAAAUGGUGGGCGGCCGGUGUCUCGGGUCGCGCAAGGCCCAGACUCUCCCAAGCCAGGGCUUUCCUGCUCCUUGGACUCGGACUAUCGUUGGCACGGAGGCUUCUUCGAUGACAGUCUGUCGCUUGCAUCGCCUCCGGCGAGCCUCGAUGAGCGGAUCGAUCUUCUAGUGGAUCACUGGGACAUCAUCAACCGUACUUUGUCUCAUCUAGAGAGGCUCUCUCGGAACGAGAUCUUGUUUUUACUCAAGAGAGUAGACGCCUCGGCAGGGCCGCAUCCGAAGCCGGCCAAGCCUCCUAACAUGCAGAGGACCAACCAGACGUUCGUUCAUCUGCCGGUCAAUGUUCUGUCAAUCAAUUCCAAACUUCGCGACGAAGCCAUUCGCAGCACUCGUCGCAUAAGCACGGCGCUGCAAAUGCCCUAUGUCGUCACCGGCCAGAGCCGCUGGGGCGUCUGGCGCGAGGAAGGACGGUCGAUCAUUCGCAGUCUCGGAGACAAGGAUCAUAGUUUCUUUUUCCUCGUCCUGGUCACUGCUUUCUUGGGCAACCACACGGAGUGGCUCAACGCUUUGGGCCCAGAGUGGUACCGUCGACGGCACUACCUGCAACAAAAGGCCCAGCAAGACGCAGAUCCGAUCCUCGCCAAUCGCACCGUAAUCAUCUCGCCGGAUAAGAUGACGGCUAGAAGGCUGAUUUUCUUGUUGGCGGCAUUUUUGCCCCCUAAACAGCGGUUCGAGCCCCUGCCGUCUCCGAUCCGCCCCGGCACCGCGGCUUCGACUCGGGCUGUCUCCCAGAGCCCGCCGAAUGUGCCUAUCCUACGACAGGAGGCAUUGCGGAGAGUGAUGGAGCGGCGGUCUCGUGCGCAGCGUCUCAAUUUGAAUGAGCGAGAGCAGCAUCAGCGCUCGGUGAGCGCCUCGUCCAACGAGACGGCCCAUCGCUCCGCCGAGGAACCUGAGCCGAUGGCCCCCCCGGAUUUUGGAGCGAAGCGCAGAGGCUCCGAUGCCCGUUCUAUCCGAGCAUUAGGGGUCCCUAUCCAUACGAGAGAUAUGCGUCCCCGGAACACGAGUGCCGCCACCACAUCCACCACGACGCCUAGUAGUAAUGUCCCGGUCCCGCACUUUGCUUCGCAGAGUCGGUCUGAGCGAAUGGGGUCGGAUCCGAGCGUGAAUGACGGGCGUGAUAGCCUGGCGUCGGAGAACCUCCUCAAGAAUCUGCAGCGGUCGGAAACCUCGGCCACCUGCGGCAAUGGAGCCCUACCCGCCUCCGGUCGAUGGGGCACAUUGUUCUCUGGGCUGUGGAGCUCACGCCAGGAAUCCUCCGGGGCCGGCGAUACCCCUGCACCGUCCGAAGCGCGUCGGCGUUCGGUGUCGGCCUAUGCAAACCAGCCUCGACGGAAUCCGCCCACACUGGCACAAAUGGUCAGAGAGGCAGCGGAGGAGCCCUUGGCACCGGCAGCCCCAGCUACUACGAGCGGUAACAUCUCCAUUCCUCCAGCCUCGAACAGUCAUAUUGCCUUUGAAGAGGACACGCCGGAUUUAUCGUCGACUACAGAUCAAACUCGGGCGUCCUCCUUGAAGAUGGCUGUUCGUGGAGACGAUGGGGUCGUGGAUGUGGAUUUGCCGUUGCCGGGUUUCCUGUCUCUUUCGUCGUCGGGAGACUCGACCCUGGCAUCGCCGAAGAAGACGCGCACUUCGGUGACUAGUAUGGAUGCGAUGGCGUCGACGCAGAGUAGUGUGUCUGGGUUCCACGGCAGCGUCAAGGAGAACGAUGGACCCAAUACCAAUGUGGCAGGCUGGCUGCGCACCUUCCAUGACGACUUUCUCCUGCAGGCGGUGAGACCAUCUGCUUCGCUGGAAGCUGAAAUCAAGCGCGCGAUGCAAGCCGAGCCUACGCCCAGCCAAGCCUUGUGUCUCAACGCCGAUGGCUCGGAACGGUGGGUGGAUGUUGCGACCACGGUGAUUGCGGACGUUCGGAAUUUCAGCGUGAAGCGACUGCGUCUCCGACGUAAACUGGUGGGGCACGGGUCGUCGCGCAAGACGUAUACUCCGUCGGUUCCUUCGCAGCCCUGCACUCCGCGGUACGUGGCCAACGGAUCGGCCUCGGCGUCGCAGCUGACCGGCUUCUUUUCGCAUGCGACCGGGUCGAGCAAGACAUCGAAUACUUCCUCUCUGGAAGACUUUUACCCGAGGGAAGUCGAGGAACGCUUUGUGGAAGAGUCUGUCAUGGAUCUGGAUGGCACGCUGGUUGACGCCCUCGAACGGGUGCUCGCGCAGAGUGGGCCGUCUUCUCUGGUGCACUCUCGGGCGCCGUCGCCGUCGCGCGGGCGGCGAGGGGAGGACAAGCAGUCGUCAGAUUCGUCGGCCACGAUGCGCGAAGAGAUGCGACCGGUGGAAGUUCCUCGCACGGAGUGCCGCAAGCUGGUGCUGGGCGCGCUGGAGGAAGUGGUGCGCAGCGUGACGGCGGAGCAUUGCCGCGAGGAUGUCGACGGGGAGCUGGGGCUGGCGGAUCGAGAGCGCAAGCGUACGUUGGCGGGGACGGACAACACGCUGCGCGAGGGGGUGCGUAAAUGGCUUCUGGAUGUAGAGGAGGCGUGGUAGGAGAUUCUUCUCUUUGAUGCUUCUAUGCUUCUGAUGUGUUAACAUGAUACCCAUGUUGAGUCUCUACUCGACGCCCUUGCAUACAUGAUGCAGCUGAAUUGUACCGAGUCUUAUGUGCGGAGUCCCCC